Salvelinus fontinalis (brook trout) is the source of this 3707-nucleotide messenger RNA. It is a transcript of the gene ccdc166, whose product is annotated as coiled-coil domain containing 166. The transcript has 10 exons. Bases 355 to 1605 code for a protein of 416 amino acids. Lineage: Eukaryota; Metazoa; Chordata; Actinopteri; Salmoniformes; Salmonidae. The record is from RefSeq and is a predicted model, not a curated record.
ACCAAACGGGAGCAAACGUACCUCAAAGUCUGUUCAAGAACGUUUUGGAUAAACGUGUCUGUCAGUACAAACCGUUCUGCAAGGUAGCAAACGUUCAAGUGAACUGAACGCACCUCGGGUGUUUUUUUUGUCAGAGGCUACAACAAAAAUGUGUGCUUUUGGUGAUACUCGAGGACUGGAGUUGUAAACCACUGGACUAGCAGGCUUGAUAGAUGGCAAACUAACUGGGACACCAAUGAUGAGAACAUUAUGAGAAUAAAUAUGAAUGUGAGGUUAUGCCUGAUUGAUCAUAGGGCUACAAUACCUACCACAUCUCAAAGCUUUACAAACAAUUAAUAUAUUGUGUUUUUAUGCAUGGUAUUUCAUAUGAACUUCUCCAUGAAAAUUACAAGAUCAGAUAACCAGACGACCGUUGUCCUUACCUUCCACAACCCCGCAAAGGAACUCGCUUCUCCCGUCCAUCUUCUCUGUCGCCAGCUGCUUUCACCGUGCGCCUUGCCUCUCUCCAGCAAUCCAACCGACCGGAGCAGUAGCCUAGCCUACCGAACGUUUCCUAGUACAGUCUCAGGUCAGACGCCGGAGUGGUUCUCCAUUUCCAUCCUUUCCAUCGGUGCCACCACGGCUGGCUCUCCCUGCUCAGCUAGCUCAACCCUCGCACAGGCGCACUCACCUCCUGCACGCAAAUGCAAGGCUACUAGAAUGCCCCCUAAGAAGAAAGGAGAGUCUGCCCUUAAGCAGGAUACAUCUGGACAAGGAGUAGAGGACUCAGAACACCCUGGGUCUGACAAAGAGGCUCUGCUACAGAGAGAGUACGACAAGCUAACCGACACCUUGAACAACCUCAAGAGGAAGGUGGAAAAGUUACGGCGUGAGAAUGAGUUCCUACAGAAUGAGGCCAACCAGACUCGCAUGGAGAGCCAAGAGUACAUGUCGUACAUGUCCAAGCGGACCCAGAAGCGUCAGAGUGCCAUCGUCACCCUUAGCGACCAAAACCACCAGGCGCUGGAGGCCCUGAAGAGGCAGAGGGAGGAGACUGUGGACAAAUACCAGGAACAGGCCAAUGAGCUGAAAAAGGAGAUUCUGGAGAAGGAGAAUGAACUGGCGCUGUUAAAUAUUGAGAUUGCUGAGCUCCGAGAAUUUAAAAGCCUGCAGCAGCAGCAGCUGGGGCGUAUAGCAGAGCUAGAGAGGGAGGUGACCAGUAUGCACUGUCGUCACUCUGAAUCCCUGCAGGCCCUGAAGGCUGGCUUCCUCAGUGAGAAGGAGAGGUACGAAGCACAGGCCAAACAAAAAAUACAGGCCCUGGCCCUCGCCGCUAAUAGGGAGGCAUCUCGCUGCCUACUGGCCCACACUAGAGCUGUGUCCCUGGAAAAUCAGCAUCUGAGGGAAGAGCUGCAGCAGCUGAUCCAGAGAGCCCACUCCCUGAGGGGCCUCCAGGACCAGCUCCAGGCCCAGAGGCAGCAGCUCCUACUGGAGAGGGAGUACGUCAGGGAGCUGAGGCGCCUCCGAGCCACCCCGGGGCCGACCCCACCAGGGUCCCACACUCGGCCACUGGGGGUAGACAGAGGGAGAGAAGACACAAGACACCACCGCACGGCAGAUACCUGAGAGAUAAUACAUAUGGAAUCAUAUAGUAACCAAAAAAGUUUUACAUCAAAAUAUAUUUGAGAUUCUUCAAAGUAGCCACCCUUUGCCUUGAUGACAGCUUUGCACACGCUUGGCAUUCUCUUAACCAGCACCUGGAAUGCAUUUCAAUUAACAGGUGUGCCUUGUUAAAAGUUAAUUUGUGGAAUUUCUUUCCUUAUUGCUUUUGAAGGUGCCUUCAAACCUGUUAAUUGAAAUGCAUUCCUCAUGAUGCUGGCUGAGAGAAUGCCAAUAGUGCAAAGCUGUCAUCAAGGCAAAGUGUGGCUACUUUGAAUAUAUUUUGAUUUGUUUAACACACUUUUGGUUACUACGUGAUUCCACAUGUGUUAUUUCAUAGUUUUGAUGUCUUCACUAUUAUUCUACAAUGUAGAAAAUAGUAAAAAUUAAGAAAAACCCUUGAACGAGUAGGUGUGUCCAAACUUUUGACUGGUACUGUAUAUAGAUAGAUAGAUAGAUCUGUGUGUAUGUAUGGAUGUAUGAAGGCAACAUGUAAAUUGUUGGUUCCAUGUUUCAUGAGCUGAAUUAAAGGAUCCCAGAAAUGUUCCAUAAGCACAAAAGCUUAUUUCUCUCAAACGUUGUGCACAAAUUUGUUUACAUCCCUGUUAGUAAAUAUUUCUCCUUUGCCAAGAAAAUGCAUCCACAUGACAGGAGUGGCAUAUCAACAAGCUUAUUUAAACAGUAUGAUCAGUGCACAUUGUGCUGGGGACAAUAAAAGGCCUUUCUAAAAUGUGGAGUUUUGUCAGACAACACAUUGCCACAGUGAGAGUGCAAUUGGCAUGCUGACUGCUGGAAUAUCCCCCACCAUAAGCCGCUUCCAAUGUAAUUUUAGAGAAUUUGGCAGUAAGUCCAACAGGCUUCACAACCGCAGAUGACUUACGUGUAUGGUGUUGUGUGGGCGAGCAGUUUGCUGAUGCCAACGUUGUGAACAAAGUGCACCAUGGUGGCGGUAUGGUUAAGGUAUGGGCAGGCAUAAGCUACGGACAACGAACAUAAUUGCAUUUUAUUGAUGGCAAUUUGAAUGUACAGAGACCUUGAGAUCCCCCAUUGUCGUGCCAUUCAUCCGCCGCCAUUACCUCAUGUUUCAGCAUGAUAAUGCAUGAUGAUAAUAUACAGCAAAUUCGAACCUAUUUCUUCCAACAUUUUAUUAUUGUGAUCUACUCCUGUUUUUAAGGCCUCAACCUCCCCCAGUAGCCCAGGCUAUAGAUCCAUUUUUUUUAACUGCUCGCUCAUGCUUGUAAGCCAUGCUCUAUCUUCUGGAGACAUAGAUAUAAAAACGUCCCCCUUCAAUGUUACAUUUGGAAUUUUAGUCGGCGGCUUCCCUCCCGUUUCGCUUGCAGAACUCGAGGAAAGGUCUUCUCUUGUUCACUUCGAUGUAUCCGUUUCUUUUUCGAGCGUAUCAAAAUGCUGAUCAAUAAAUAGUUCCAGAUUCUCUAUAUUAUCCAGAAUGUUUGUUUCGUAGUUAUCAGCUAAUCUUCAAUUUUGUGAUUAAUUCAUGGGACAAGCUGUGCCUACCUUUCAGGUGUUUGUGUGAGUGUAUGUUUAUUCUGUACAAGCUUCCUUCUUUUCACUCUGUCAAUUAGGUUAGUAAUGUGGAUUACAAUGUUGUUGUUGAUCCAUCCUCAGUUUUCUCCAAUCACAGCCAUUAAACUCUGUGACUGUUUAAAGUCACCAUUGGCCUCAUGGUGAAAUCCCUGAGCGGUUUCCUUCCUCUCCAGCAACUGAGUUAGGAAGGUUGCACUGAUAAUACAGUUUUGUAUAGAAUUGCCAUGAAAAAAAAAUACAGUUUUGUAUUGAAUUGACAUUAAUUAUUUUUUUUACCAAAGUGUAACUAAUAAGUUCACCAUGCUCAAAGGGAUGUUCAAUGUCUGCUUUCUUUUAUUUUUCCCCAUCUACCAAGAGGUGCCCUUCUUUGCGAGGCAUUGGAAAACCUUCCUGGUCUGUGGUUGAAUCUGUGUUUGAAAUUCAUUGCUCGACUGAGGGGCCUUACAGAAAAUUGUAUAUAUGGGGUACAGAGAUGAGGUAGUCAUUCAAAAAUGAUAUUAAACACUAUUAUUGUACGCAAUUUA